CUUGGCGAAACUGUGCUGAUUUAAAUGUUUCUUAAAUGUUUGUUCUUUAAACUGCAUUCGAAACACAACAAUUGUCGCGUGGCUUUUGCAGGGAAAAGAAAAGAAAACCCCAGUGUUUAAAUAACAAUAGUCAUCGCUUAUUGUGGUUGCCUCAACUAAUUUGAGUUGUGCUAGUCUAUAAAAUAAACACAUCAAACAAGUAAAAUAUAAUAUGCUCUUUUAUGAACUACGUGUGUAAACCAAUCGUUCUUUUAACCGAAAACCUGUAAAGAAUAUAUAAAACUAUAUUUUCCGUGAAAAUUAACGCGUGUAAUCGAAAAACGUACGAGUAUUUAAUCAUCAUCGAAGGCGAAUGUCGAAAAGUGUUCCGAGGUCAAUGUUUCUGUUUCUGCUGCUGGCAACUCAUCGUUUAAAUUAAAUACACAAUCUGCAGCGAGUUCAGCGAGCACUCGGAUAAAGAACGACCCACUCAAACUGAACUGGACUCCAAAGCCGAAAACUCAGCCAAAACCAAUUCGACGCCAACGCCAAUUUUAACUACUGUUGGUGGCGCCAGCAGCGAAUAGCGAAUAAUUGAAUCAUAAAGGACACGGACGGGGCCACCGAAAGGAUCCCCCGAAUUCAGGAUCAACAAAGCCGAGCAAAUAAUUGCUGUAUAGUGUGCGCACGUAACGUGCUGGUUGGUGGUGGUGGUGGUCCAUUUCCACUUCCACAACUCCCCCUCAAACUUCCGGUGGAAGGAGGAGGGGCGUGGCAGGGAUUGCAAAGCAAGGCGGCUGCAGGGAAAUGACAGGCGUCCUGCUUUAAUUAAAGCCGGGAAGUGGGCGCCGAGGCCCGAAAGUGUGCGCUGCAAUAAAACGAAGGGAAUUGAAACGCAAUGUGGCUGAUGCCGCGGACCGUGGACAACGCAACAAAGUGGACGAAAUUGCUUUUGCAAGAGCACGGGAUAGAAAGAGUAGUAGAAGCAGCAGGAGCAGCAGCAAAAGGGAAAGCAUUAAUUUUGAUUAAAUUCACCUGAAACAUCCGCGCAUUCAACAACAAAACCCAAAACAACACGACGACUGAGUGAAAUAUUAUUAUUAGCCCAAAACAGAAAACAGCACAUUUUAAGCAGCGGAUACAACAAGCAGAGGCCCGGUGUGCAUGAAAUACCUUGAAGCAGCCAGGAAGCAGGAGAAGGAUAAGGAGAAGGAACAGGAACAGGAGGAGGAACACCAGCAGGAGGCAUCUCGUGGCAGUCGGUUUUGCGUGCCGCAGGCAUUGCAACAGCCACACAUGAACACGUCCCUGUGACAGGAGGAGGCGAAGGCGACGGCGAAGGGAGGUGGCGAAGUCGGGACCCCAAGCAAAACGGCAUAAUUUCGUCAACUGCAGCCAGGGUGAACUGUCGGCGGCAGAGCGUAACCCACCAUUUCCCCAGGAUCCAACCGAAAACCCAACCCACGCACGUCAUCAUCAUCACAAUCACAAUCAUCAUCAGAAGGAGCAGCAGCAGCAGCAGCAGGAAAGGCGUCGCUGUCACAGUCAGUGGAACUGUUGUCACCGAGGAAAAAUAUCAAAAUCAGGAACAGGAACACAAGCAGGAACAGGAAUAGAGCAACCCAAAACCAAACCAAACCCAACUUAAAACCCAUUUCCGAGGACCGCCCAGAUGAAUCUGCUCUGCUGCUGUUGUUGCAGUAACAUGGCACCAAACCAGCGCGUCACACGCAAAUGGGAACUGUUUGCCGGACGCAAUAAAUUCUACUGCGAUGGAUUGCUAAUGUCCGCACCGCACACAGGCGUCUUCUACUUGACGUGCAUCCUGAUUACCGGCACCAGUGCGCUCUUCUUUGCCUUCGACUGUCCCUUUUUGGCGGACAGCAUAAAUCCGGCCAUUCCGAUUGUGGGAGCUGUCCUCUACUUCUUCACGAUGAGCUCCUUGCUGCGCACAACCUUCACGGAUCCGGGCGUCAUACCGCGUGCCUCCAACGAUGAGGCCGCCUAUAUCGAAAAGCAAAUUGAGGUGCCAAACUCGCUGAACAGCCCCACAUAUCGACCGCCGCCAAGGACCAAGGAGGUCCUGGUCAAGGGCCAGACGGUCAAGCUGAAGUACUGCUUCACCUGCAAGAUCUUCCGGCCGCCAAGAGCCUCGCACUGCAGUUUGUGCGACAACUGCGUGGACCGCUUCGAUCACCACUGUCCCUGGGUGGGAAACUGCGUGGGCAAGCGGAAUUAUCGGUUCUUUUAUUUGUUUCUAGUCUCAUUGGCAUUUUUAGCUGUAUUUAUAUUCUCGUGCUCUGUGACGCAUUUAGUUUUAUUGAUGAAAACCGAGCAGGAGGUCUUCGAAGUAAUCAAGAAGGCGCCCUUCACUGUGAUUGUUGUGUUCAUUUGCUUCUUCUCGAUAUGGUCCGUGAUCGGCCUGGCCGGCUUCCAUACCUAUCUGACGACUAGCGAUCAGACAACCAACGAGGAUCUCAAGGGAUCCUUCUCCUCCAAAGGCGGUCCCCGCACCCAGAAUCCCUACUCGCGGGGGAACAUCUGUCUGAACUGCUGCCACAUCCUGUGCGGACCCAUGACGCCCUCGCUGAUUGAUAGACGGGGAAUCGCCACCGACGAGUUCAUCCAGCAGAUGCAGCACCAGUCGAGUCCGCGGCACGCACUCAGCGAUGUCCUGAGUGCCUCGCACAUGGUCACCACCUCGCAGCCGAUGAUGGGCGGCGGCGGCGGCGGCGGAAUGGGUGGGAUCGGUGGUGCCGGCGGCGGUAUUAGCAUCGGUGGGGCGGAGCUGAAGCCCCGCUUCUACGACGAGUCAAAUCCUUCCUCUUCGACACUGGAGGGCAACGGAGGUGCCAUCAAUGGCCAUGGGAAUGGCCAUGGCAACGGCUUCGACCAUUCGCCGCCCAGCUACGAUCUUGUCCAGAACGGUAAGUCACGCAAGCAGCACCAGCAGCGCUGCUCCCUGCAAACCCUGCUGCCCGCCAGUGCGCAGCAGCAGUUCAAGGCCAGCAAGAAGCACAGCAACAAGCACAAGCAGCUCAAGCAGCAUCUCGUUGCCGCCGAACUGCAGCAGCAGCAGCAGCAGCAUCACUACGAUGCCAUGCCAUGUAACUCCCCAUCGCUACUCCGGUCACCGGCCACGUCCUCCUCCUAUCGACUGAACCUGAAGCGAUCGCUGCACCUGCCGCUGACACCGUCGUACGAUGAUGUGCGCCACUCGCCGCUGCCGCUGCUGCACCACCAUGUCCACGCGCAGCAGACCACCGCCAUUGGGAGUGUGGCAGCAGCGGCUGCAGCAGUGGCAUCCGGCGCCAGUGGUACAGGAACGACGGCUACGAAUACAGGAGGUGGUGCUGGCAGUGGUGGUGGUGGUUCCUCUUCCUCCACCACAACAGCACCCACUUCAGUGUCCGUUUCCCUGGCCACUGCUCCUCCGCCGCUGGCGCCGCGACGACCGUCGACGCUGCAGUUGCAGGCCAGCGGAGCGAUCUCCGCCAGCAACAGCACCCUGACCACCAUACACACCUCGGCGCCCCAGCCGCCGGCGCCAACGGACUUCAAGUACUAUUCGCCGCAGCGCAGCACCGACUCCAAUCUGAUGCGGAACUAUCCGUUUCCGAAGCAGGCGCGCGGGAUGCGUCGCCAGUCGACGAUGUCGGUGGAUUCGCAGAAGGUCAACAUAGCUGGCUAUCAACCGCUGCCAAUGAGGAAACCGUAUAAGCAUCAGGAGGUGAUGUUCGAACUGAAGUCGCCGACGAAUCGACUGACCAUCCGCGAAUGUGACUUUGGCGGUGGCGGUGAACCCUGCGACGACGAUCAGUCGAUCAAGGACAGCCAGAUCUUUCGUGUUAGUAAACGAAAUCUUUAUAUGAAUCACCGGUCGCCGUGGAAGGAGCGCGAUCGCUACUCGAAUCUCUACGAGUACUCGUUCAACAUCGAUUUAAAUUCGAUCAUCGAAGAUGCGGCGGGCAGCGAUUCGUCAUAGUACGCAGCACUACCCAGCAGCUGCCACGCCCACUCGGUCCGUUUGGUGGUCCGAUAUAGUAGGGAUAUAGUAGGGUUUAGCCUGCUGCUCCUCCUCGAUCGGUUGUUAGGCGCUGUACAUAAGGUUGGGAACUGGCCAGCCCCAUUCCUACUGCUUUCACGCUUUUGCUAAGGGUCCACUUUCCGGAAUCUCCUCUCUCUUUAUUUGAGAAAAAAUAAGCAAAAAUAUGAUUUAGUUAGUUAGUUUACUUCGUUUAGGAUCUAAUCAUAAGGGCUUAAUAGUUUGCAUUGUAUAUAUACUUUUGUCAAGGCUGCAAACCGAUUUUGUAACCGAACUCUUUUCAAAAGGUUCGGCUUUUGGAAAAUUUCAACUGCACGUGGCAUUAAAUCUUAAGUUGUAAUAUUGCCUUGGUAAAAAGACACACCAAUUAUAUGCUUAGUAUUAUUUAAAAUGUAAACAAGAAGCACUUAAGGAUUAUUUUGGAUUUAUAAACAAGAAAGUUUGAAUUUUAAUUUGGUUAAAAAUGAACAGCUUUGCUUGAGCACUUUGUUUCUGGCAAUUUAUCAAAGGAAAUUCUUUGGCUUCGAUUUGCAAAGUAAAUAUUUUCCCCCAACUGAAUGUUCGAGCCAACGGACCGAAUAAAUUUAAAAGUUUGCAGCCUUGAUUUUAAACUUUGAGGGAAUCUCCUCUCACAGUCUGAUUGUGGCACAUUUGCGAGACUCACUUGGCUUCCAUGAUGCGCUUAGAUGUUAGAGCAAAUUAAAAUGCUAAACCUCCUUUUUGCAGCCUGAAAUCCGAAUUUGUGUUUGCACCCUUUUCGUAGAAGUCGAACUUGUAUGAUUUUUGUUUAAUGUUUAAGUAAUUCCCCCUGCCAAACCAACUGUAGAGUUCCCCGUUCGUUGUUUUUCCUUAAAAAGAACUUGGUUCAUAGAAACUUUUGCGUUUAUAUAGCACCUGCUUCCCAGGCUAAGUGCGUCGGAUCUCUUCUGCUGCAAAUGCGAUUGCAAUAGAGGAGAUUCGGCGCCAGGGGCCGCAAUUUGCCACCCGUGUAUGUGUAUCCACCUUGGUCUACGUCCCAGCGCCGCCACCUCCAAAAUAGUGAAGACACCAACCAACUUACCAACCAACUUACCAACCAACUAACCAACCAAGCAACCUACUAACCAGAAAACCAAAAACCAUAAACCAAAAAAGAAACCUUUGAAACCAGUAAACCAAAAUCCCAAAAAAAACCAAGCAUGUUUGACUUUGUUCGCCUCGUAAAAUGCUUAAGUUUUGAUUUUUGUUUUUUGGGAACCUUGUGAGAUUUCCCAAGGCUGGAAAAGCCUUUAAACGAUCGCAGUCACUUGGGCCUUAAGUUGUUUAUUAUUUUUGAAUAAUUUGGAAGGUUUCACAAUCGAAUAUAGAUUACGAACGAAAACUUUAACUUGCAAUUAGGAAACGGAAAUAAAAACAAUUAGCAAAACACACGUAAUGAGCCAAAAUAACUGCCAUUUAUCGAAGCAACAACAUUUUGUUAGGACUUUUUUCAUUUUUACAAUGAAAACAAAAAUUAUAUGUAAACGUAAACUAAACACGAGAUUCAAUAAGAAUUUGAUAAAAACUAUGUCAUUUUUAAACUACUAGUGGAAUACGAGAAAAUUGUUGCAAACGGAUCCGAAUAUCAAAUAUCGAAAUAUGUCUUAAUCUUGAAUAUUGGAACAUUGCCAAGUGACUGCUGCAAAUAAUUAGCAAUAAACAAAAAUACCAAACAAUGCGUUGAAAUUGAAAUGGAAAUUGAAAAUGAAAUUGAAAUUGAAAUAUUUAUACCUAGUUGUAAUAGUUGAAAGAGGAAAACAUUUCUCGGGCAGGAGAUUGCUGGACUUUUGGGGAGGUGAAAAAAUCGUAAAGCGUAUUUAGGUAUUUAAGGCAGCUUAAAGAAAUAAUUGCGGUUCGCACGCCGCCUCCAAGGCUUUAAAUCUUGAGCAUUAACAAUAUUAUGGGUUCCUUUUAUAAUUAAUUGCAAGUGUAAUGCGCAUUAGCGAGGUAAUUGACGUUGUAGGUAGUUAUAUAUAUUAUAUAUAUAUACAUUUCAUGCCGAAUUGAGGGCGUGAAAGCGAGUGUUAACUGAUGAAAAAGUAAAUUUAUAUACUUAUAUAUACACAUAUGUAUGGUUAAAUGUUGGGCAAUAAAGUGUAUCUAGCGUAUGUUUAAAAUUGAUCCGAUUGCGGAUCGUCAGAUCUAUAACUAAACUUAAGUACUAAUCCCGAUGUUGAAGCGUAUCGCUAACUUUCAGGAAGAGACCGUGAGACCUACUUACGAUCCUGAUCGAUUAUUGGAACUAUAAAUCCCCCGAAUCACCCGAACACAUACUAUAUAUACACAAAACGGAAGCUAUAGCUUUCAGCUUCUGAUUUUUUUGGUUUCCGUUCGCGAAUCUCUGCUCUCCUCUACAUUUUUCCAUUAUCUUCAGGUUACCCCGAUUUUGGUUUUGACUGGCAAAGCGCGCACACAUCCACCAAAAAAGCUAUAACCUUCUUCUUCUUGAUUUAUCGCACACUAAUGUCAAACUCUUUCUGUAUCUUUCAACUUGACUCUGGGAAAAACAAAAAACCAAACAAAACUUGCAAUUUGUGUCUGUUACUAUUUUGUGAAACUAACCAAACCAAACCAAACCAAACCGUAAAAACCAAAACAAAAACUGCAAUUGAGCGAAAGUUGUCGAGGGCCGCUUAAGACUAGAGUAAAAAUGCAUUUUAAGCCUUAAU
Molecule: messenger RNA, 6711 nt
Organism: Drosophila ficusphila
Lineage: Eukaryota; Metazoa; Arthropoda; Insecta; Diptera; Drosophilidae
Gene: app
Product: palmitoyltransferase app
Exons: 11
Coding region: 1652-3964 (770 amino acids)
Biological process (GO): protein targeting to membrane; peptidyl-L-cysteine S-palmitoylation
Cellular component (GO): endoplasmic reticulum; Golgi apparatus
Molecular function (GO): protein-cysteine S-palmitoyltransferase activity
Source: RefSeq, a predicted model, not a curated record